AUGCGUCAGCCUACCGUUCAAGAUACUAAGAGGAUUUUGGCAGAGAAUGAAGUUCGUGAGUUUCCUGGGAUGCUUGGUAGUAUGGAUUGUUUUCAUCGGGCAUGGAGAGCAUGUCCUAUGGAUCAGGCAGGAUCCCACGUGGGUUAUAAGUCAAUUCCCAAAAUUGUUCUGCAGGCGGUAGCUUCAUAUGAUAAAUGGAUAUGGCAUUCCUAUUUUGGGUUGGGUGGCCGUAAUAAUGAUUGUAAUGUCUUGCAUGCUUCGGGUUUGUUCGAUAGAGAAAUUAAUGGUGUAACACCUCCUUGUCAUUAUCAAAUCAAUGGAAGAAACUACAAUACGGGGUACUACCUAGGAGAUGGAGCAUAUCCUAUGUAUGGUUGCCUUGUGCAAGCAUACAAACCCGCCGCAAACAAUGUGAAAAGUCUUUUCAAUCAAUAUCAAGAAGCAAAAAGGAAAGACAUUCAACGUGCAUUUGGUGGUCUAAAGGGUAAGUUUGGUAUUAUAUUGAAACCAUGUCGUUAUUAUGAAAAAUUGGACAUGAAGGCAAUUAAGGGGGUGCUUGAUAAUAAUAUGUGUGUUGAUAUGGAUUAUCGCAAUGAGGAUUGGGAAAGGAUCACGGGACAAGAACCCCAACCGCCAAUUCAAGGAAACGUAAGGCUACCUCCUCAAAUAUUGUACAACCCGGCGCGUUGGGCGGAACUUCGCGAAGAACUCACUACACACAUUUGGCAACGACAUGGAGAUGGUUUGAGAGAUGGAGAUAUUCCGAACAUAGUGAUGGAUGAUGCCUUACCGGAAGUUCAUGAGGGUACAACCGACGUGGACACCGAUGAAGACCAAUAUGACCCUCAAGGAGAUGGAGCAUUUUAUGAGAAUGGAGAGUAA
Papaver somniferum (opium poppy) is the source of this 882-nucleotide messenger RNA. RefSeq lists its product as uncharacterized. The record is from RefSeq and is a predicted model, not a curated record. The coding region runs from base 1 to 882 and encodes 293 amino acids. NCBI's taxonomy places the organism in Eukaryota, Viridiplantae, Streptophyta, Magnoliopsida, Ranunculales, Papaveraceae. The transcript has a single exon.